Messenger RNA from Ceutorhynchus assimilis (cabbage seed weevil), 2324 nucleotides. NCBI's taxonomy places the organism in Eukaryota, Metazoa, Arthropoda, Insecta, Coleoptera, Curculionidae. The record is from the annotation of a GenBank genome assembly.
UUUCGUAACACAACAAUGUUCGGCAAAACGCCUAUUUUUAUAUUUACAAGAAAAAAUAAUUAUAAACUCUAAUCAUGGUCGUAACAGGAAAAUUCAUUGUGAGGCUUGUAUUCAUUAUUUGUAUUGUGCUUCUUGUGAUAUCGGAUUACUCUGGAUUGAUCAACAAGUUGAUCGGUGGCAUUCGCACUGAAGAAAGUAAACGUACUCCGCCUCGGCCUACUAAUCCAGGAUAUGGGGAUUCUAAAGCUGACAUCGAUAUCGAUGCGGAUAUAGAAGAGGAAUCAGUUAGACAUUUGGCUACUCAGGCUACAAGAUCGCAAAUUUUACAAACAAUCAAAAAUGCUUGUUUACCGAAGCUCAUCUGUGAAUUGACUGCUACUCAUCAGAAAGAAAAAUUAACCGAAACUGAAAAGUCUUUACUCAACUUACUCAGGGAAACAACCAUAAGCACUACGGCGGAAUUGACCUCUAAAUAUCACUUUGCAGCACACAUGGGUCAGCUAAUCGCCGGAGUUGACGGAAAUGGGUGCCAUAACUUUUAUCCAACAUGUCCUUUUCCUGGAUUGCAAGUCCUCCAGAUGAUGAAAAAAGUUAGAAUGCGAUGAAAUUCUUUCAAAAAAUUGAGACGGAAGUCUUACGGAUAAUGUUAAUUAGGUACAUCGUGGAUGGACAUAAUAAUGUAUCUUUAUGAAAAAUAUGGUAUUUUUCAAAAUGUGAAUGUUAUGCUAUUUUUAAUAUUACAUAUUUAUGAUUAGAAAAUAUAGCUGAUAAAUAUCUUGCUUAGGUGCACUUUAUUUGAGAAAAGUGUAUGCAAAAGUAUUAAAUUAGCGGAUUUCUGCGAAAAAGGAAAUAAUAUCUUAAAAUUCGAACUCUACAGAUAAAAAGUGGACAAAACAUAGCGUGCGCAGGUUAAGGAACUUCCACAUUUGUAACAUCUUGAUUUAUUAUUACUCGACAGUUUUGAUGUGGUCCUUUGUGUUGACCCUGCUCUCAUGAGCAAUAUUAAUUAUGACUAUUUAUGGGCUCAAAUUUCAAAAAAUACUACAUAUUAGGUAUUUUUUAAAUUGCAGACAAUGAAAAUUGUUUAAGUGAUCCAUUCUAAUUACGAAUUCCACGUUAUUUUUGUAUGGUAGUAUUCUUAAUAGUACCUAAUAUAAGAAACGUUUGGUCAUGAAGUGGUCGUCAAAUAUAUUAUGUGUCGAAUAAUGAUCAUAGACAAGGAGUUCAAGAAAAAAUGAUAUAUAUUUUUUUCCCGUUUAAUUAUAAUUUGUCAAACAUCUUUUUAUUUCCGGGAAACCAGUAAUGUCUCGGUACCAAUCUAGACAGGGAUCGUUACGUACCUACCCAACGAUCAGUUUACUGAAUACAUCUAGUUAUUAACAUAAACAAUGAUAGAUUUGUAAAAUGCCCAGGAAUGAACUAUUCAAAAGACUAUAAUUAAGCAAAUACGUAUUUUUGUUUUAGUUUUUAGGACCCAGGUAUAUCUACCGUAUUCUUUUAGUCUAGGAAAAUAGUCGAAAAAUACAUGUAUUGCAAAAAAAAAUUCCUACCCAAAUGAACUUUUCAGGGAUGAUAGGGGGCGGCCGGGUGAUCAUAAAACCGAAAAUAUCAAACAUUCACCCCUCUGGCGUUUUGCGCUAUAGGGGUUGAAAGUGCGCCAUUGGCGAUUACUUGGUACCUAUUGAUUUUACAAAAAAAAAAUUUAAAUAAAAGAUGUGCAACAUUAUUUGAUCUACAAUGUUUAUCUAAAGACUUUUUUGAUUAAGGGCCGUCUGUGGUCGUAAGGGCUGUUUGAAAUUUUAUAAUGAAAAUGAAAAAUUUUAACCAACGUGAAAAAUUUUUCUACAACACAUACAACAUUUUUGCUUUAUGAAGUUUUUACUCACCCCCUGCCGUUUUUCAAUAGGGGUAGUUUAAAGUUUAUUUAUUUUUUCAGAAAAAAGAAAUCCCUAUAAAAGUUUUAUAAGAUUACAUUUCCUACAAUUUUUGCCAAUCAACUUUUUUUGUAACUCACCCCCAUUCAGCGGGGGACACUUCGCUUAGGGAAAUUUUAGUUUUUAGGGGUAUACAUUAAUUUUUUUUUUCUAGUAAUCGCCAAUGGCACACUUUCAACCCCUAUAGCGCAAAACGCCAGAGGGGUAAAUGUUUGAUAUUUUCGGUUUUCUGAUCACCCACCCUCCCCCUAUCAUCCCUGAAAAGUUCUUUUGGGUAGGAUUUUUUUUUUUGAAAAUCGACAAUUUUCCUAGACUAUUUGUACAUUCUCGCAAAAUAGGUAGUUUUGAUGUGAUUUGUUGUAUAAAAUAAAUAAACAUUUUUAUGUGUGA